CGCGCGGUGCGCGCGAGACUCUUGGCAUUGGCAGGCUGACGGUGACACGUGCCUCUCUCUCUACACCCCCGAGCUCCAGUGUACCGCAUUGGCACCAACGACUGCCACUGAAACACAGGAGUCGAGCUGUCCCACGGAUACAGAGAGCCGACAGCUCGAUCAAAACGAAACGCGAGUAUUCUUCGUUACGCACCGGACAUUAAAUCUGCUCUCACCUUGGAAGCGCGUCUCAGCGUUCGGACAGAAAAAAAGAGAGGAGGGGGCGAACAGGAUGCGGGCGCCAGGUAUAAUCUAUGCCUGAAAGUGACAUGAUCCACGGGAAUACCAAAAACACCAGGCGUGAUUUCAUUCAGAACUGGAGAUAACGAAUACGCGUCACAACGAGAGUCCGUUCUCUUUUCGCUUCCUUGAUGCGCAGACAAAGCACUAGUUCGCACACUAAAGUUUAAUCUAAACGUUAAUUGCUUUCGUAUUUUAAUUGGUCCUCGUGAAGAAAAGUAAUCAUGGCCACGUUAAUUAGAAGCAAGAUUUCGAACAAGCUGACCAACGCGGCCCACACGGUCACCAAUAAGUCGCAGGCGAAGGUGAGUGGGAUGUUCGCCAGAAUGGGCUUCCAGGCCGCCACCGAUGAAGAGGGUUUGGGCUUCGCCGCCUGUGAUGAUCUGGACUAUGACCACAGGCAGGGACUUCAGAUGGACAUACUUAAAAACGAUGAAAUGGGUGGAGAGGGCGUUGGGGAAAUUGGGGGAGAAGGGAUGGCUGAAGGGGACAGCCAUUAUCAGAGGGAUGGAACGGGUCCACCGCCCUCAGCGUCCAAAGACGGCGGAUUAAGCGCCGAACUCGCCAGUGCGGACAAGCCAAAAAUAACUGCUUGGGAGGCUGGAUGGAACGUGACCAAUGCUAUCCAGGGCAUGUUCGUUCUGGGGUUGCCAUACGCCAUCCUCCACGGUGGAUAUCUCGGACUGUUCCUCAUUAUAUUUGCUGCUGUCGUGUGCUGCUACACGGGAAAGAUCCUCAUCGCUUGCCUCUACGAAGAAAACGAAGACGGGCAGCUGGUACGAGUGAGAGAAUCGUAUGUGGAUAUCGCCAACGCGUGUUGCGCGCCGCGGUUCCCCACGCUGGGCGGCCACGUCGUCAACGUAGCUCAAAUAAUUGAGCUCGUGAUGACCUGCAUUUUGUACGUGGUGGUGAGCGGCAAUCUGAUGUACAACAGCUUUCCGAACUUCCCGGUGUCUCAGAGGUCGUGGGCCAUCAUCGCUACCGCCGCACUUCUGCCUUGCGCAUUCCUCAAGAACCUCAAGGCCGUGUCCAAGUUCAGCUUGCUCUGCACCAUCGCGCACUUUAUCAUCAACAUCCUAGUGAUCGCCUACUGCCUGUCCAGGGCACGUGAUUGGGCGUGGGACAAGGUGAAGUUUUACAUUGACGUCAAGAAGUUCCCCAUCUCCAUCGGCAUCAUCGUGUUCAGCUACACCUCGCAGAUAUUCCUGCCCUCCAUGGAAGGGAACAUGCAGAAACCCAGCGAGUUCCACUGCAUGAUGAAUUGGACUCACAUCGCUGCCUGCAUCCUCAAAGGCCUCUUCGCCCUGGUGGCCUACCUGACGUGGGCCGACGACACCAAGGAAGUCAUCACGGACAACCUGCCGUCGAGCAUCAGGGCCGUUGUGAACCUCUUCUUGGUGGCCAAGGCGCUGCUCUCCUACCCGCUGCCGUUUUUCGCUGCCGUCGAGGUCCUGGAAAAGAGUUUCUUCCAAGAGGGAAACCGUGCGAUCUUCCCGGAUUGCUACGGAGGCGAUGGGCGUCUCAAGUCCUGGGGCCUCUCUCUCCGCUGCGCACUAGUUGUGUUCACGAUGUUCAUGGCGAUCUACGUGCCGCAUUUCGCGCUCCUCAUGGGUCUGACGGGCAGCCUGACGGGCGCGGGCCUGUGCUUUCUCCUCCCCAGCCUGUUUCAUCUCAAGUUGCUGUGGAGAAAGCUCUUGUGGCAUCAGGUGUUCUUCGACGUCGCUAUAUUUGUCAUCGGGGGUAUAUGCAGUAUUUCGGGCUUCAUUCAUUCCGUCGAGGGCCUCAUCGAAGCGUACAAAUACAACAUUUCGGAUUAGUUUGGUGAUCAUUUGGUGAUAAGUGUUAAACGCAUCCCACAUAACAAGAACCAGACCGAUAAGUUCCCGUCCCCCAAAAUACACCAGACCUCGGCUUUAACCUCGAAAGUGUCUGCAAAUCUGACUUCACUACAUGAUAAAUAAAUUAAUUAAUUAAUUAAUAAACGAACGAAUUCGCAUUCCGAAAACGUAUCUUUACGUUUGCGCAUUGGUCAAAGGUGCGUGUUAUAAAUAAACAUCAGCACAAAACCCUUUUCUUUUUAAGAGAGUUUACUGGUUAUUUUUUCCAAGAAGAAAAGACACGGUUUGGCUCGAUUAAAAGGGCAUUCAACUGCUGAAAGAAAAAAAUGACAUUAGGAAACGCGUCUUUAUGACCUGCAAUAAAUGUUGUUAAAAUAAAAAGCUCAUUAUUUACAGGGGACCAACAUCGUGGCAAUAAAACGAACAAGAGUGUGUAGAGAAAUAUAGAUUUUUUUGGGAUUAUGAACAAUUAGAUCCGAAUACGCAUUUGUUUUACAUCACUGUAACCAAAACUAAACUGAGAGGGCAAAGUAGAUUUUACAGGUGAUUGAGUUCUUAAACUAUGCAUUCUGAACGUAUGAUGUCCAUGCAGCAUUAAAUAUAUUCCGGGGAAUAAGAGAACAAAGGGAUUUACACACAGAAAAAAAUCUGCUGCAUUUCAGUUCAGAUCUCAACACGCAAAGGAAAUCAUAUUUUUAUGACUAUUUGAUGAUAACGAAAAUACGACGAGGAUAAAGAAGAGGGCCAGAAAAAAAAACGUCUGACGGAUGGAAAACUAAAUAGACAAAAUUUAAAUCAAACCACUAAAUUUGAAUUGUGUUAAUCGGAUGUCAAACAACGAUUUAUAAGAAAGCACAAAAGAAGCUUCAUGUCCCCCUGCGUACGAUGUGUUUCAAUCGAAAUCAAGCUGUCUGAUGCAUUGGCCUACUCCAAAUCGAAGGACUUGCAUAAGACAUUUUUCAUUUUGUGCAAUCCAAUGGGUGCUGUGGAAAUGUUAUAAACCGUAUGUGUUGUGUUAUUGUGGUUUAAAAGAUGGAAUGUAUAUCACAAAAUCGUUAUCAUAUAUCGUGAAAAUGAAUAUAUUGCAGAAUAAAGAAACGCGUGAAAUUA
Triplophysa dalaica is the source of this 3227-nucleotide messenger RNA. It is a transcript of the gene slc32a1, whose product is annotated as solute carrier family 32 member 1. NCBI's taxonomy places the organism in Eukaryota, Metazoa, Chordata, Actinopteri, Cypriniformes, Nemacheilidae. The record is from RefSeq and is a predicted model, not a curated record. Gene Ontology annotation, molecular function: amino acid transmembrane transporter activity. Gene Ontology annotation, cellular component: vacuolar membrane. Gene Ontology annotation, biological process: amino acid transmembrane transport. The transcript is spliced from 2 exons. Bases 504 to 2096 code for a protein of 530 amino acids.